Molecule: messenger RNA, 1663 nt
Organism: Ricinus communis (castor bean)
Lineage: Eukaryota; Viridiplantae; Streptophyta; Magnoliopsida; Malpighiales; Euphorbiaceae
Product: arogenate dehydratase/prephenate dehydratase 1, chloroplastic
Exons: 11
Coding region: 393-1514 (373 amino acids)
Biological process (GO): L-phenylalanine biosynthetic process
Cellular component (GO): chloroplast; cytoplasm
Molecular function (GO): prephenate dehydratase activity; chorismate mutase activity; arogenate dehydratase activity
Source: RefSeq, a predicted model, not a curated record
GGCAGAUUAGCCAUAAAUGUAAAUGUCAUGGGAAAAAGUGAGAAAGUUAAUUUUGGGUCAACUGAAUGUUGCAUACAAGUUCAGGGGGCAAAUUGCUACUUUAGCCAUCUGCUGAUAUCUCAUUGAGUCGCCAAUUCCUAUUUUCACACUUAAACAUAUUUAAUUACUACAACGGCACGAUCACCAAACAACCACCAUAGGCAUAAACCCUCUUCUACCUACUACUUAUGAAUCUUGGGUUUUCCUGAACGUUACGUGUUUGUCAAAAGUCCUCAACAAACACUUCUACCACAGAACAAGACAAACUAAAAGAGAAGGACAUUUCCUUAAUAACCAGUUUAAUGGUUUCUAGUCUGUCAACUACUUGUUAAUUUCCAUAACAGGCAGUCUUUAUGGCUUUGAAGCCAGGUGCUGUUUCUAGAUGGAAUGUUUCUCAGGUGAGCUGGAGCAGAACAUCUAUGUCUAAACAGUUGAAUUUUGGUACAUCAAGUAGACUUUUGCCGCCUGGUGCCAUAAGGUCUGAAUUAAGUCAAUUUACUGGAAAGACAGUGAGCAAUGCUUCAAGAAAUUUGCUGAAGGACUUCAGCUCCUUUCCAAGACCAUUAUCAGUUGCUGAUAUUUCUGCUGAUUGUGAUGAUGAUGUAAAGGUGCGGAUAUCAUUUAAGGGGUUACCAGGUUCAUACAGUGAGGAUGCUGCACUCAAAGCCUACCCUAAAUCUGAAACUGUACCCUGUGAUGAAUUUGAGGAUGCAUUUAAGGCUGUGGAAUUAUGGCUAGCAGAUAAAGCAAUUCUUCCAAUUGAAUGUUCUUCAAAUGGAAGCAUUCAUCCCAACUAUGAUUUACUCCUUCGCCAUAGGCUUCACAUUACUGGUGAGGUACAACUGAAUGUUAACAUGUGCCUUCUAGCUAUGCCGGGUGUCAGAACUGAGCAGUUGAAACGUGUUCUAAGCCAUCCACAGGUACUCAAUUUUAGUGACAUUUUCCUGAGUAAGCUAAGUGUUGCUAGAGAAAAUGUUGAUGAUACAGCUGUUGCUGCUCAGUAUGUAGCCUCGAAUAAGCUGAGGGAUGCUGGAGCUGUGGCAAGUGCUCGAGCUUCUGAAUUAUAUGGGCUUAACAUACUGGCAGAAAAAAUCCAGGAUGACUCUGAUAAUGUAACACGUUUUCUGGUUCUUGCAAGGGAUCCGAUAAUUCCAAGAACUGAUAAGCCCUAUAAGACAAGCAUUGUAUUUACUUUGGAAGAAGGCCCAGGAGUCUUGUUUAAGGCCUUGGCGGUGUUUGCAUUGAGGGACAUAAAUUUGACAAAGAUAGAAAGUCGGCCGCAGAGAAAGCAGCCACUAAGAGUAGUUGAUGACUCCAAUAUGGGAAGUGCCAAGUACUUUGACUACCUUUUCUAUGUUGAUUUUGAAGCUUCUAUGGCAGAGCUGCGUGCCCAAAAUGCUUUAGGACAUCUGCAGGAAUUUGCAACAUUUCUUCGGGUGCUUGGAUGCUAUCCCAUGGAUACAACUGCUCUAUAGCUUCGUCUCUUUUGUAGUCGUCCGGUAUCUUCAGCCGUGAUAUUGAAAGAAAAAUAGUCGAGAUACUAGUUGCUCUUAACUGCUGGCUUCUCUAAUAGUAUUGUUUAUUUUAAAUAGCAUAUAUAUAUAUAUAUAUAUAUAUAUAUAUA